AAAAAUCCAUAAUAAUGCAAGUAUUAUGUUUUUAGUAGUUAACAUGUGGUGACUAAUAUUGUAAAUAGAUCAUUUUCUCAAUCCCUUCAGGCGAUCAGUGGCCAGGCCAUAGACAGACACCUGCUGGGCCUUAAAAUGCAGGCUGUUGAAGAAAAGCUCUCCAUACCUGCUAUCUACACCGAUGCGGCCUACUCCAAAGCUUUACACUACAAGCUGUCUACAAGUCAGGUACCUUCCAAAAUUGACUGCGUCAUGUGUUUCGGCCCAGUCGUACCUGACGGAUACGGCGUGUGCUACAAUCCCAUGGAGGAUCACAUCAACUUUGUGGUGUCUUCUUUCAACUCCUGUAAAGAAACAAACUCGGCACAUCUGGCCCAGGCCAUGCAGGACACUCUGUUGGACAUGAGGACGCUGCUGGAACAAACCCCAAGAGCCAAACUGUGAAGCUCCUUUAGACUCUACUAACCUCUCUGUAGAUUAGGUUGAUGCGACAGGGCCAGUUUCAGUGACGGCGCUAAUGAGUCAGAUCUGAUGGUAAAACCACUUUCAGUGUGACUGAGUAACAUGUGAAUGACUGAACCCCACUCCUGCUGCAAGGCUGCUGAGCUCCGGUUGGUAGUCUGAACCAGGGUUCUCACCUGGAUAUUGAUUAUCAACAUGCAUUUUAAAUGAGGCAUUGAAACGUGCUACAAUCUCAAAGCCCAUCGGCCAUCGGUCCAAUGAGGAUUAAGUCUCCUGGGCAAAGGACAAAAUAUUUGGGUUAGGGUUAACUGAUAUGAUAUUUUGUGCAGCUACACAAUGCGCUCAGACAUCCUGCUUGUGGACCUUCAUAGAAAAGCAUCAGAAAUUUAGAUUUUCCUGUGGUGUUAUUUGAAUUUACGCACAUUAAAUUAAAGAUUCAGCAUGUAGGAUUUAGGGGGAUAUAUUGGAAGAAAUUGAGUUUUAAUAUAAUGAGUAUGCUUUCUUUAGUGUAUAAUCACCUGGAAUAAGAAUCGUGGUUUCAUUACCUCAAAAUAAGCUGUUUAUAUCUACAUAGGGAGCGGGUCCUUGUCAGUGGAGAAUUACCAUGUUGCACCACCAUCUUUCUGCAGUAGCCAAGAAUGGACAAACCAAGCUCUGGCUCUAGGUAGCAACAUUCACGUUUUCGUUUGUUUGUGCCGGCCACCGUGGUUAGAAGCCCUUCUGCAACGAACAGCAUCAGGACAACACUGAUUUUUAACCUGAAACUGCUUUAUUGAGCGUUUUUACCAGUUUGAAUCAAUGGGUCUGUUUGUUUUGGAAAGGAAAAGACCUCUGUGGGCAAUUCGGCUCCAGGUAAAAACCUACGAAAAAUGAACACUGAAGAAUUCUAACUGGGAGCAGUUUCAGCUGGUUGCGGUAUAGGAGUGGUUGCAAUUUAGGACCCUUGGAUUUAAAUCAUGUUUUUGCCCGCUUAAACCAACAUGUUCGUUUAGUUUUGGAGAGCAAGAGACUUUGUGGAUAACUCAGCUCCCAAUAAAAAUCUCCUGAACAAUAAAAACUAAAAA
Molecule: messenger RNA, 1526 nt
Organism: Plectropomus leopardus (leopard coralgrouper)
Lineage: Eukaryota; Metazoa; Chordata; Actinopteri; Perciformes; Serranidae
Source: RefSeq, a predicted model, not a curated record